AUGCCCAUUCGUCCCAGCGAAGCGCUCGUCGUUGAGCCUAUGGUUUAUGUUUAUAUCGUGUUCGCUCCAAACUCGUUGCUGCUUACUUGCAGAAGAAGCUCAGAUGCGUUACUAUUUGGGAAGUACAAGAUUCGUUUUUCUCCGAUUUUCAAACGAGAAACUGCACAUGGAUUCCAACUAGUUUAUACGCUUGGUAGUGUUGUAAAUUUAAGUCGAAUCCAAGACCAAGAUUGUGUUCCAGCGGAUCCAAACCCUCGAGUUGAGAUUGAUGGCAUCGACUUUUUGGAAGUACAAUAUGAGCGCAUUACUUCCCAGAAGACUGACCUGCGUAGCUGA
Plasmopara halstedii is the source of this 336-nucleotide messenger RNA. RefSeq lists its product as uncharacterized. The record is from RefSeq and is a predicted model, not a curated record. Lineage: Eukaryota; Oomycota; Peronosporomycetes; Peronosporales; Peronosporaceae. Bases 1 to 336 code for a protein of 111 amino acids. The transcript has 2 exons.